CCAAGAUGUCGAUCUUCAUUGGAAAACCCUUAUGUGGCCAAUCGAUCGGUGUACGUACACCUUCGGCCAUCUGCACGACAGAAUCCUGCAGCAGGCUGUUAGAGCAUGCCUACAGGCUCUCUGGUCAAUUCAGCAGGGUAUAUUAGAAAGUAAAUCAGCUAGCUUCUAGACCUGCAAGUCGAGUGUGGUUUAAGAGGACUGCAAUCGACCCGAACCAUCUGGCCGCUCAGUUGCUUCUUCCACUCUGAGCCACACACACCCUUUGCUUGGCGGCAAGAACUAAUCACUAUGCCUGCAUCAAACCCGCAAGCAGAUUCCUUUGCAACCCUGCUCUCCCUGCUGCAGGCAGACGAGAUUAUCACAUCCAAUUCCCCAGAUUAUGAGGCCAGAGCCCAGACCUGGGCCGCACAAAAGCAUGCAAGGCCCCGCCUGGUACUCCGACCCACCUCUAUCGAGUCGCUCAGCAGGGUGCUUGCCUUCCUGUACAGAACGAGGCUUGACUUUGCCAUCUACGGCCAAGGGUUUAGUUCCGCCUCAGCUAAGGAUGUCGUGGUCAAUAUGUCAGGCUUCGAUGACUUCCACUUCGAUGCACCGGGGGAAGUGGUGACUGUUGGUGCUGGACAGACAUGGUCAGAUGUCUAUCGGAAGCUCGCUGAUGCGGCACCAGAGUAUGGCAUCGUGGGCGCCCGGACACCUUGUGUCGGCGUAGCUGGAACCAUUGUCAAUGGCGGCUACUCGUGGGUUUCCAGCGAGUAUGGCUGCAUCUCCGACCAGGAUAACAUGCUGGACGCCAAGGUGGUCAAGUAUGACGGAUCGGUGGUGUGGGCGUCUACGGAACCGGAAUUACUCUGGGCACUGCGUGGGGGUGGUGGCGGCUUUGGCGCCCUGGUCCAGGUCAAGCUCCGGGUUUUUCCCUACCCCCAGCAUAUCUGGGCCGGGCCCAUUCUGGUGCCGAGGGGAAGGUUGCAAGAAGUCGCGGAGGGCAUCGCGAACUUCCUCUGCCGGCCGGUCAGUCCCAGGAUAACCAUGUUCCUGUACGUGGUUAAGGGACGCCUGCUCGAGUCGCUUGGCACGGACGAGGACAUGUUAGUCAUCCAUGCCUUCGACGCCAACGGCGAGGAGCACGGUCGGGCCCACUUCCGGUGGGCGUUGGAUAUCCCCGGCGCCAUCGACCAGACCAAGAUUACGACCCUUGCCGGGGUUGCAAACCUGCAAGACAAGGCUGGUAUUGUCAAAGGCACUAUGAAGCAGUUUUGGCAACCAUUGCUACUCAAGGAGAUCUCGAAAGACAUCGUUAUUAAGGCCGUCAGAUGGUUCGAAGAGAUCCGAAAGAUCGAUUCCUCACUAGGCGACUGCACCUAUUUGAUCUUCGAACUCUUAAGCUCGAGUGACCCAGUGGGUGGCAUGUCCGGUUCUGCCUGGCCCAGACCUAGUGAUACGAAGCAUAUCAUCCUCCUCGGCACUGGAUGCCCUGCGGAUGCCGGUCCCACCCAAGAGGAACUGGCUCGCGAUCUCGCUAUCCAGGCCCCCUCCAGGGUAUUGGGAGAUUAUGCGGAGUUCCACGUGUUGCCAAACGGCUUUGAGGACUACCAUGAUACGACAAAGAUCUGGGGGCCGCAUGUUGCCAAAUUGCGGGAAUUGCGGAGGUGGUAUGACCCAGAUGGAAGAUUCAAGGGCGCUAUUGGUGUGCAGACUGACUCAGGGUGAAGGUAGUAUUUGAUUAACACGUAGUUAUUCAUAUUUUAUGAAACCUGGGACGAAGACUAGG
Aspergillus japonicus CBS 114.51 is the source of this 1768-nucleotide messenger RNA. Its product is annotated as FAD-binding oxidoreductase. The transcript is spliced from 6 exons. Bases 289 to 1707 code for a protein of 472 amino acids. Gene Ontology annotation, molecular function: FAD binding. The record is from RefSeq and is a predicted model, not a curated record. NCBI's taxonomy places the organism in Eukaryota, Fungi, Ascomycota, Eurotiomycetes, Eurotiales, Aspergillaceae.